Penicillium nucicola is the source of this 834-nucleotide messenger RNA. RefSeq lists its product as uncharacterized. Lineage: Eukaryota; Fungi; Ascomycota; Eurotiomycetes; Eurotiales; Aspergillaceae. The record is from RefSeq and is a predicted model, not a curated record. Bases 1 to 834 code for a protein of 277 amino acids. The transcript is spliced from 2 exons.
AUGGAGCAAAUGCGCCUGCGCCAAACUGACUCCGGUUCAGAAAAGGAGGACGUCAUGGUCACUUUAUCGCUUUCCCCCGAACCAACGGCACCCCCUCGGACCCGGUCCCCUUUGGCCCGAUCCCAUCUCCGCUCUCGAUCGCUGGCGGGCAUCCCGGGUAUGCCGUCUAUGACGCGCGCCUAUUCCUCUCCAGGGCUGGACUCCCGGGGUCGGUACAUCUUUAUCAACGGUCGCGGGGCCGCCAUCGAUACAAAAAGGCUGCAGAUGCGCUCUGAAGACCACGUCGAGACUCGCAUGGGUUCCCUCAAUAUCUCCGAGACGAUCUCAGAGAACGCAACGCUGGAAACAGUCCCCCGAUCAACCUCCUCACAGUCCGGCUCUCCUGUCCUCAUGGCGCAAACGUUCCCCCGCAUUAGUCCCCCCGGUGGCUCUCCCGCACAUUCCUCCCCUGUGCUUGGCUCCAAGUACAAUGAAUCAUACCCGGUGAAUUCUGCCUCCUCGGCCUCUUCAGUCUCCAUUCCCUCAACUCCAACCAGCAUGCGCUCUCGCAGCCCCAGCAUCUCGUCCUUGGAAACAAUCCCUGAUAUUCCAGAUGCCGAAAUUGAGGCGCUGGAAGAGGAUCGCAUUGCCCAGUUGAAAGCCGCAGCAGACGCAGCCGAUGCGGCCAGUAAUGCGAACCGGCGGCGCGGAGCUUCUGAUACACCUGGCAACCUCACCACCAUGCGUGGAGGAACUGGUACAUAUGCACCCCGCAGCGAUAAGCGAAAGCGAUGGAGUGUCUGCGGUGCCGAAAGACGUCAGGAUCUCGACCUAGAGACCAUCUGGGAAGAUUGA